GGGGCAGAGGGGAGCGGUUAGAGGUGGGAGUUGGCGCUGCGGGCCGGGCGGGGGCUGCAGAAGCUGCGAUGCGGACGGGCCCGCGGCAGUGAACCGAACUGCUGCCCGACAUGAACUCGCUGGAGCAGGCGGAAGAUCUCAAGGCUUUUGAGAGGAGACUUACUGAAUAUAUUCAUUGUUUGCAACCUGCCACUGGACGUUGGAGAAUGCUGCUUAUAGUGGUAUCUGUCUGUACAGCUACUGGUGCCUGGAACUGGUUAAUAGAUCCUGAGACACAAAAGGUGUCCUUCUUCACAUCAUUAUGGAAUCAUCCGUUUUUCACCAUUAGCUGUAUAACUCUAAUAGGCUUGUUCUUUGCUGGAAUACACAAGAGAGUAGUUGCACCAUCAAUUAUAGCUGCUCGAUGUCGAACGGUAUUAGCAGAGUACAAUAUGUCUUGUGAUGAUACAGGAAAACUUAUUUUGAAACCUAGGCCUCAUGUUCAAUGACAAUCUGCACUCAUUGUUAUGGGACCUAAAACAGCCUUUCUUCAAAUAAGUGAUACAGCAAAAAGCCAUAAAGGACUCCUUUGCAGUUGGAUAUGUGAAGGUCAUAGCAACAACUGACAAGAAGUGUGCAAUAUGUACCCAGAUUAUCUUGACGAGGACUCACGUUAUCAGUGCUUUGGUACCUUUGAUUACCUGUGUUUCAGUAUUAGUGUCACUUUAGUACUUCAGAUCCUGCAAAGAUUUUUGCAGGUGAAGUAUGUAUGUUACUAAGUUAAACUUAGAAACAGAACCUCAUUCAGUUUUUGUAAUGUAUUUUUGCAGACUACUGUAAAUAGCAAAUCAAUGCCAAUGUAAAACAAAGAGGAAAAUGUCGUAUGGACUUUGUUCUCCUGCGCCAGUAUUCCAGGCACAUCUGCUUGCCAUCCCCCAGCUCUUUAAGACCGGCUAUUAUGUGUGCCUUUCAUUCUUACACUUUUUUUUUCUUUCAAAAGAACAGAUAAGUGACAUACACUUCUCUUGUAAUCAUACUGCGGGACAAACAUUGGAUUCAUAAGGAAAACUCAUCUUCAUUAUGUUGUAAGAAAUUAUAGAUGUUUUGAGAAACACUUUUUGUUAAACUAGAUAUGGAACUCCAGCAACUGUUGUGGUUAUAUUUUUCAGUUUAUUGUUUUCAUUUAAUGCUGAAUAUCCUUUAUAUUU
This is a messenger RNA of Propithecus coquereli (Coquerel's sifaka), 1187 nucleotides long. It is a transcript of the gene CNEP1R1, whose product is annotated as CTD nuclear envelope phosphatase 1 regulatory subunit 1. The transcript has 6 exons. Bases 111 to 488 code for a protein of 125 amino acids. Gene Ontology annotation, cellular component: Nem1-Spo7 phosphatase complex; cytoplasm. The record is from RefSeq and is a predicted model, not a curated record. Lineage: Eukaryota; Metazoa; Chordata; Mammalia; Primates; Indriidae.